AUGGUUGCAGUCGAAACAAGAAUGCAAACGACAAUAAUAAUACUAGUAGUAGCAGCGCUAACAGGAAAAUGCUUCCUCCUCCGAGCGUUAAUACCUAAAGUAUGGUGUUUAGACGACUUUGAAUUAGCACGACCGUUGGGGAAAGGUCAGUUUGGGCAAGUGUAUCUGAUGCGGGAGCGACAGAGUAGAUUUGUGGUAGCCAUGAAGGUUGUUUUGAAAUCUGACCUACUCAAACAUAAUAUGGAGCAUCAGCUACGUCGUGAAAUUGAUAUUCAAUCCAACCUCAGACAUAAGCAUAUUUUACGCCUCGAUACUUUUUUCCAUGAUGAGAAGCGGGUGUAUCUAGUACUGGAAUAUGCUCCGCAGGGAGAGCUUUACAAGAGAUUAAGGAAGAUGGUUAAGUUUCCAGAGUGGCAGGCUUCCAAGUAUAUUUACGAGUUAGCUACAGCAUUGGCUUAUCUGCAUCGGAAGCAUGUGAUCCAUCGAGAUAUUAAGCCUGAGAACUUGUUGCUUGGAGCCCAUGGAGAGCUCAAAAUUUCUGACUUUGGUUGGUCAGUCCAUGCACCAUCCCCUUCGUCUCGGCGGCUGACCUUUUGUGGAACAUUGGACUACUUAGCCCCGGAAAUGGUAGAGGGCCGUGUUCACUCGAAUCGGGUGGAUGUGUGGUCACUAGGUGUGCUGUGCUAUGAGUUCUUGGUAGGAAAACCGCCGUUCGAGGGGCUGCAAGAAGAGGAUCGACAGGCGACAUACUCGAGAAUUGCCAAAGUAGAUCUCGACAUUCCAGAGACUAUCAGUAGCGAGGCAAGAGAUCUGAUUUUAAAGUUGCUGAAAUACCAUCCGGACCACCGCUUGGGAUUGGAGCGCGUGCUUCUUCAUCCUUGGAUUACUCGACAUAAUGGCACUAAAGGCAGCAGUAGCAGCCACAAUCGGGGGUUAUGA
Lobosporangium transversale is the source of this 939-nucleotide messenger RNA. Its product is annotated as aurora kinase A-like protein. The transcript is spliced from 5 exons. Gene Ontology annotation, cellular component: spindle microtubule; spindle pole centrosome; chromosome passenger complex. Bases 1 to 939 code for a protein of 312 amino acids. The record is from RefSeq and is a predicted model, not a curated record. Gene Ontology annotation, biological process: mitotic spindle organization; regulation of cytokinesis; protein phosphorylation. Gene Ontology annotation, molecular function: protein kinase activity; ATP binding. NCBI's taxonomy places the organism in Eukaryota, Fungi, Mortierellomycota, Mortierellomycetes, Mortierellales, Mortierellaceae.